This is a messenger RNA of Osmia lignaria (orchard mason bee), 3391 nucleotides long. RefSeq lists its product as uncharacterized. NCBI's taxonomy places the organism in Eukaryota, Metazoa, Arthropoda, Insecta, Hymenoptera, Megachilidae. The record is from RefSeq and is a predicted model, not a curated record.
GGACUCUCUCUUUGACCUUAACGAAGUGUGCACCUUUCUUCGCGUUUUUUCUUUUGUUCUCCUUCUUUCCAUAAACUUCCUUUAAACGGCAUCCGUGUUAUUCAAUCCUCACCCAACCUUGAAGAAGCGACAGUUCUUUCGUAUCUUGUGUUACCAAAGGUGAAAAGUUAACUUUUAUAUCUUUCUCUGUUGUUUCGCCGAAGAAAACUGUGAUUUUUUAUUUUAACGUGGUUUUUGUGUCAUGUUUCUGAGGAGAAGAUCCUGAAGACACUUCAGUGAAAAAUGAACGUUCAUCGGGUUUUAUUAACAACACUUCUCAUCAUCUCAUGUCAUAAUUCAUCAAGCCUGAAAAAUGAUCGAGGUGGACCAUCAUUCAAUAAUGCACCAAAUUUCAUUCGAAAUAGCAGAAGAAUCGAAUUAAAUGAAUAUCUGGUUCCACCCCCGCCACCAAGGCCUCAUUCACUAAGAUCAGGAAGAGUAGCAAACCCCUCCCCAACAGAUGCACCAGGAUACUUUUCCAAAUUGAUGAACUGGUUGAACCCCUUCAAUUAUGGAGUUUCAUCUCCAGUACCCCCACCUAUAGAAACACCAUUCCAACCUCGCAGUCCCCCACAGUUUAAUUUGCAAUCUGGUCCACCAUUGCACCCCCCUGGACCUCUGUAUCCACCUUUGGGUCCACCUCCAAAUCAGCAUCCAGUGGGGAUACAUCCUGGUCCACCUAUAAAUCUUCCUCCCAAUCCGUUGCCAUCUUACAAUGCUCCUCCAGCGAUUGUACACAAUAUCCAGCCUUUGAGAAAUAAUCCCGCACCAUAUGUUGCCAUGAAUAAAGGAAAGUCUUGUAAUCCUUGCAAUAGAAUUCCUUGGAUCCCUAUGCAAGGUGGCGGACUACGCGACGACCAUCAUCCACAUCCACAAAUUUCUAAUGGCUAUCUCCCUCCAAGUAAUUCUAUAAAUCAUGACAAUCACCAUUCAGCAUCCCAAGACAUCAGUGUCCCAAGUUUCGCACAAGGUCCUCCUCUGUAUCCUCAUCCCGUACCUCCAAGUCCCCACUUCGAAUCUACUUUAUCGAAUCCUGAUCAGCAACCAAAUAUACAAAUCAAUGGACAUUCCAAUCUUCGGGGGAAUGAAGAUUUAACAUCCAGUGGGACACAGGCUGGGGAGGGUCGUUUAAGUGCUGCCCCUCAGAAUUAUGGAUCAGGAACUAAAGAACCUUUGGAGUAUAAUCAGCCUCCGAUUUCUGGACCACCUGAUCAAGAAAAUCAAAAUGGAGGUGGUAAUCAUCCUAGUGUGGCCAAUUUUGGAUCGUCAAAUUUUAAUGAAAAUGAUAAUGGCUAUCACGAAGAAUCCAACGUCCAUUAUGUUCAUACUCAGAACUUAGAUCCUCCGCCCAGCUUUGGAUCAUCCAAUUUUAAUGAUCAAAGUAAUCAAUAUCCUGAUGACCUAUCUUCCAGCAGUAGUGUCAUCAAAGAUUCUCAGAUACCUGAUAAUUCCAAGGAUUUUGUACACUUUGAAGAGUCUCCAUUAUUAGACCUCACUAAAAAGGAUGAGGUUCACCCUGAUACAAAAUGGUCACCAUCUACUAACACCUACAAUGCUGAAGAAGGUUUUGAUAAUAUUUUAAAGACGACUACGGAUUACACUUUAGAGACUGAUAAUAUAUAUUUUGAGGAUUCUUCGAAUUUUAUUAGACAGAGCGAAUCUUAUUCCUUGUCGGAUAUCAGGAAUAUUAAUGGUGCUUUGGAAACAACGACUCCCUCAAGUUUGGGAUAUAAUAAAAAUGAGGAUGUUGAAGCAUCAACGAUUAAUACACCUUAUGUAAAUCAUCAAAGUGGAGGGCAGGGAUUGUUGUGGACGAAUUUGGAUUUGAAAAAUGAAUCUUAUGGAAAUCAUGCGUACUCGGAUUCUCUUCCUCGUUGGAAUAAUUCUAAUGAUGGGAAGAAAUUUGAGAAACAAGAGAAUCUUUAUUCAAAGGACGUGGUUCCGAAACAACAAAGUGUUAAACGAAAUAAACAAGUACAAGUUGUUAUUCCGUACACAUCAGAAUACACACCAGUACCAUUUCAACAAUCAUAUGGAGACUGGAGUGUUAGAACUGAUUUUGAAAGAAGUCAACCAAGAAAAGUACCUUCUUCUAAUUCUAAUUCAAACAACAUCGAUAAUUAUAUUCAACAAGAAUCAAGAAAUGAUAUUCAAAUUAUCAAUAGUUUACAAUCACAGUACCAUUUUAAUGAUUCCAAUAAAUUAAAUGUUCAACAAGUAAGGACAUCGAUAAAUACAGUACAAAAUAAUAAUACAAAAAAUAUCCUACCAAAAGUGAGCAAUUCUAUUGAUGUACGAAGAUUGCAGAAAAAUAUUGAUAAUUGGACAAUACAAGAGUAUUCAAAGCCAACGACGUCUAACACUGUUCUCCCAAGUUCGCCGCAUCCCUAUCUGUUGCCAUCGAAGAAAAUUCCAACGAAGUACCUGACGACAACAGAACCAGGGGAAUCAAUUGAUCACAACGAAAGUGUGAAAACGUAUUCUUUAGCUGGCUUCAGUUUCAACGAAGUGGAACACGAGGGUUCUGCGAGUAAUCGCAUCGAAGAAACUAGAACGCCGGUCAAAGUUUUACGAGUAGAAACGUCUAAGACAGAAGACAGCGUUUUAGAGAGCAAAAAUAAAUCUACGACAGAGGAAAAUACGACAUGGAAAGCGUAUUCCGUGUCCGUAUCGCCUGUUGACAAAGAACGAGUCUACGUAGUGACACCACAAACCGAUUUAGAAACGUCUUCUAAAAACAAUCUCAAAGAGAGAAAAGAAAAUGAAACAAAAAUUGAUAAUACAAAUGAUAGUAAUGGAAACUUUAGUGAAUUCGAAGCAAUUGAAAAGGCUUAUCAGGUACUUCCACAGGCAGUAAAUAAUUUAGCGGUUGCCUCCACGGGGAAGGAGAAUAUUCCUUUAUGGGGAAUUAUGGAGCAUGAAGAGUUUGCUUCGUUGAAUUCUGAUGACACUGGGGAAGGAGCGACUGGAGAAGGGCUGGAUGGACCUGUGCUUUAUUCUGGACAUUCAAAGGUUUCACGAGCUAAACGAUGACAUGCAUAUUCAUUAAACAUGAAGUUCAACGAACUACAAUUUAUAAUAGUGAAUAAAUAAUUGACUGUUUAUCAAUAACUUUCAGAUUUGAAAGACUGCCUUUCAUCUUGUGUUAUAAAACACAAAUGAAAUAAUUUUAGUGUCUAAGGUGCUAGUGUAAAACUUUAUACGGCCAGUGUAUGAUUAAAUUAAACAUAAGUCAACAUGGUAAUUAAGUAAUAAGUCGUGAAUAUUGUAUAGUCAAUAUUAAAUAUCAUAUUUUUCUACUUACGUAAAUAUUAUUUUUUGUAUUUGUAAAUACAGUUAAAAUUGAAAGUAU